AUGGCGGCGUACUACGCGGAUCUAGACCGGCAGAUCGAACAGCUAUGCGAGUGCAAGCCGUUGUCGGAGGUCGAAGUGAAGCAACUAUGCGAGAAAGCGCGCGAGGUGUUUCUGGAGGAGUCGAACGUGCAGCCCGUGCGGUGCCCCGUCACCGUGUGCGGCGACAUCCACGGCCAGUUCUACGACCUCAUCGAGCUCUUCCGUAUCGGCGGCCGAGCGCCCGAUACUAAUUAUCUCUUCAUGGGCGAUUAUGUCGACCGCGGGUACUACUCGGUGGAGACGGUGACGCUGCUGGUGGCGCUCAAGGUGCGCUACCGCGACCGCAUCACCAUCCUGCGCGGCAACCACGAGAGCCGGCAGAUCACUCAAGUGUACGGCUUCUACGACGAGUGUCUGCGCAAGUACGGCAACGCCAACGUGUGGAAGGCCUUCACCGACCUCUUCGACUACCUCCCGCUCACCGCGCUCGUCGAAAGCGAGAUCUUCUGUCUGCACGGAGGGCUGUCGCCGUCGCUGGACACGCUGGACCACAUCAGAGCACUCGACCGCUGCCAGGAGGUGCCCCACGAGGGGCCGAUGUGCGACCUGCUGUGGUCGGACCCGGACGACCGGUGCGGGUGGGGCAUCUCGCCGCGCGGCGCGGGGUACACGUUCGGGCAGGACAUCAGCGAGCAGUUCAACCAGAACAACGGGCUCAACCUCGUGGCACGCGCUCACCAGCUCGUCAUGGAGGGCUACAACUGGGCGCAGGACAAGAACGUGGUGACGAUCUUCAGUGCGCCCAACUACUGCUACCGCUGUGGCAACAUGGCGGCCAUCAUGGAGGUGGACGAGGCCAUGGACCGCUCCUUUCUGCAGUUCGAACCCGCGCCCCGCCAGGGCGAACCCGACGUUGCCCGCAAGACCCCCGACUACUUCCUUUGA
Molecule: messenger RNA, 924 nt
Organism: Closterium sp. Naga37s-1
Lineage: Eukaryota; Viridiplantae; Streptophyta; Zygnematophyceae; Desmidiales; Closteriaceae
Source: the annotation of a GenBank genome assembly